AUGUCGAUGAAUUUAGAGCACAACAGUGCCCUCGCGAGCACGGGAGACACAGCCGGCAAAACAUACGUGUUACGUUACUUACCUAACUUCAUCGUGGGAUUCAAUUCGGCGUCGGUGUUACUGAAUUCCAGCGCCGCCGUCUUGGGCGCUUUUCAUUACGACGAAGCUUCCAACGCAACGCGGCCGUUUGUCGUGAUAAUGCAUCUUCCAUUCGACGUUAAUAAACAUUCCGUGUAUUUAACCAUCGUACUAUUGCAAUUUUCUUACCUGUUGAUCCUUUCCGCUGGAGCCGCCACUGUUAAUUCGGUUCUUAUCAUUUUGGUGCUACAUUUAGGCGGUCAGAUCGAUGUCAUUUGUAAAUUCUUGACGGAGUUGCCGCAAGGAAAGAACGACCAGAUGGCAAAUGUCACGGUGCUGAAGGAAAUAAUCAAGAAACACCAGAGGGCCAUUACCUUUUCAGAAAAUAUUGAAUCACUGUACACAUAUAUCGCGCUGGUGUUGGGUUUGAUUAAUACCUUAGUCACCUGCGGCUUGGGUUUCAUCCUCGUCAUAUCCGUUGGAUCGCCUAAUUUCACUAAGAUGAUAAUAAAGAACCUCACGUUCUACUGCGUGCUUAAUAUUGAGACAUUGGUACUUUGCUUCGCCGGGGAAUACCUCACCGCCAAGAGCAAAGAAAUCGGCGACGCUGCGUACAAUUCACCUUGGUAUCAAUCCAAAUUUCACGGUCGGAUCGUUUUGUUUAUAAUAAUGAGAUCGCAGAAACAGUUGACGAUCACAAUGGGGAAGUUCAUGGAUCUUUCUUUGGAACAAUUCGCCAAUAUUGUAAAAGCUUCAGCGUCCUACAUGUCGGUCCUGCUGGCGGUGUAUUGA
Dinoponera quadriceps is the source of this 870-nucleotide messenger RNA. Its product is annotated as odorant receptor 4-like. The transcript has 5 exons. NCBI's taxonomy places the organism in Eukaryota, Metazoa, Arthropoda, Insecta, Hymenoptera, Formicidae. Gene Ontology annotation, cellular component: plasma membrane. Bases 1 to 870 code for a protein of 289 amino acids. Gene Ontology annotation, biological process: detection of chemical stimulus involved in sensory perception of smell; sensory perception of smell. Gene Ontology annotation, molecular function: odorant binding; olfactory receptor activity. The record is from RefSeq and is a predicted model, not a curated record.